Trypanosoma theileri is the source of this 1176-nucleotide messenger RNA. RefSeq lists its product as uncharacterized. The record is from RefSeq and is a predicted model, not a curated record. NCBI's taxonomy places the organism in Eukaryota, Euglenozoa, Kinetoplastea, Trypanosomatida, Trypanosomatidae. The transcript has a single exon. Bases 1 to 1176 code for a protein of 391 amino acids.
AUGUUAGGAGGAUCAUCACAGUGUAGUGCCAUUCCACCGCAUCCGUACGGUGGUGAUGUGAGACGGUCAAUUCCAUUAAUGGAAACAACAACAAAAAGAACUCCACGAUUUCUCUCAACGGCAUAUAAUUUUUCUACAAGUAAGUCUGAGGAAGUAUGUAGACCAAUAGAGAAGAAUACUACUACUACUACUACUACUACUACUACUACUACUACUACUGUUGAAGAUAAUACGUGCAGAUGUUACUCCUCACAAGAACACCCAUGGUGGCGUUGUAGUAAUAAUAAUGGUAAUUACUGGAGUGGGAUAUCUUUACAAAAAGAUACUAUUCUUACUUCGUCCAUACCGCUUACGACAACCUCAUCGCUUUUACCGAAUAGUUUUAGAAGUGUAUGUAAACCCCAAACAUGCGUAAAUGAUAAUGAUGAUCUUUUUCUUGAUGAUAGAGGCUAUUAUGAUUCUUAUAGUGAUCCAUGCCGUACGGAGAGACGUACGUUCUGGCCGACACGUAGUUAUAUUGAUAAGAAGAGGAAUUUUCUCUCUUCAGAUGCCACUGUGGCUGAAACAUGUGGAGUAGCAGAGAAGAACGGAUCUUCUCCAGCGUGGUAUGAAUUGGAAUGUGCAUCUAUGCAGCCGCCGAGUAUGGAGCAGCCGUAUAAUAUUAUAGAAACAACAAGAAGAGCAGAUGAGCAAGUGAGGGAAAUGACUGUAUGGGAUGUAGAAGAGAGAAGAUCUACGGAGAAUAAAGAGAAUACCGAUAGUGAAAAGAAUACCGAUAAGGGAGAAAAUACCGAUAGUGAAGAGAGUACAGAUAGUAAAGAGAAUAACGAUAGUAAAGAGAAUAGAGAUAGUAAAGAAUGUGUUGAAGUGGAGAUGCAUCGCAGUGUCACUUCCUCUUUGCAUGGAAGUACAGAAACGAAAUGUCCAACACCAUCCGCACCGGCUUCUCCAAUACAAUUACCCACAACCAUGUUAACAUCCACACCCAUGCCCAUCAUUGAAGUAGAAGCAGUGAGUACAUUAGAAAAACGGGAUUUAAUUCAAACUCCACCCGCAUCUUCUUCUUCCUUCUCUGGAGAUUCCAGUGGAAUCACACUUGAGCGGCUUAUGCGGGCGGUGCGCUCUGCACGAGAACGGGCAAAACAACAACGGCAAGAAAAAAAUCAACAUUAUUGA